AUGCCGCAUGGUGUUGGGGUCCUUACUGGAGUGUUUCUGGGCAUCAUGGCGGCGUGCUGCUUCCUGAUGUCCUUCACCGACAGCAUCACUGAUGCAGGAGGCAGGAUUUGCUACGGCGUUGUCACCCGAAAGGGACUGUGGUGGGCAGGCGUUCGUCAGGAGUACGGCUAUCCUCCUGGGGAACAACCCGUAACAGAUGAAGAGCAAGCUCCAAACCGCAACGGACAGCCCCACGAUGCACUGCUAGAUGCACACCCAGUAGCCGCUGCUAGCGAUAAUAACAUCCAACAGCCACCGUCCCCGUGGGAUUCCAAGUACAAGAGGACUGGGGUCGACUGGGCUCACGCGUCAAUCUCGGUCCUGACCUUUCUCACGUUGUCCAUGCUGACGCCACCGGUGAGCACCUGCUUCUUUGGCGCUUGCCUACCUCCCAACAUUGCCCUAGCGGUGCCAAUCCUUGUGGGCAUCCUGGCUUCCGUAAUGUUCACUCUCAUCGGAGCGCCGCGCAAAGGCAUUGGCUUCCCGGGCCAGGACCUUGCGAAGUGA
Molecule: messenger RNA, 546 nt
Organism: Coccomyxa subellipsoidea C-169
Lineage: Eukaryota; Viridiplantae; Chlorophyta; Trebouxiophyceae; Coccomyxaceae
Exons: 2
Coding region: 1-546 (181 amino acids)
Biological process (GO): endomembrane system organization
Source: RefSeq, a predicted model, not a curated record